Messenger RNA from Lynx canadensis (Canada lynx), 3889 nucleotides. It is a transcript of the gene ELOVL1, whose product is annotated as ELOVL fatty acid elongase 1. Gene Ontology annotation, cellular component: endoplasmic reticulum membrane; endoplasmic reticulum. NCBI's taxonomy places the organism in Eukaryota, Metazoa, Chordata, Mammalia, Carnivora, Felidae. The transcript has 10 exons. Bases 2455 to 3375 code for a protein of 306 amino acids. The record is from RefSeq and is a predicted model, not a curated record. Gene Ontology annotation, biological process: sphingolipid biosynthetic process; fatty acid elongation, polyunsaturated fatty acid; fatty acid elongation, monounsaturated fatty acid. Gene Ontology annotation, molecular function: fatty acid elongase activity.
UCGGCCACUUAACCAACUAAGCAACCCAGGUGCCCCUGAAUAAAGUUAUUUAAGUUGAUGGCCAUUGUGUCAGUGUUAGCCAAUCGCGAUUUUUAAGAGAGCUAUAGCGAGGUCAGAGACUAUAUGUCCGAGACUUUCAAAGUUGAUGCAAGGCAAUUCUAAUUUGUUCUCUCUCAAACGUUUCCUUAGCUCAGAUUAUCUUUGAUCUAAAAGUCCCAAGAGGUUUGAGGAGAGCCUGUUCAUACCUUCCAGCUGCCUUUUUUCUGUUCUCUUCUGUCGCACACCAGUACUCUGGCAUUUGUUUGGUGCCGGGCAGAGUUCUGCCAGGCUGUGGCAGCAAAGUACUGGAAAAGUGGUCCCUGAUGUCACAUCCAUUCCUGUACCAUCAAGACAAGAAAUGGUACCCAUAAAGCGCACUAAUCGUAGCACACAAUAGCUCGGGGAGUCCUGUUACCAGCUCUAAGGCAAUGCCGGACCUUUCCUCCAUUUCAACAGUACUGCCUUAUUGCUCUGUCAGCCCGCUCGGGUGUUCCUGAUCUUACCUUUUCCCUUCCUGCUGGAAGUCUCAGAGCUAACUAUCAUGUUGAGUGGAGUUCAAGUUGUACUUCUCCACAAGCCCUGGAUCAUCUUUUGGUGACUGCUGUCCUUAAUUCCACCAGAAGAUUCCCUCCUGUUGAGAGGUACCAACCCAAAGUUUCUUUGUUGUCCCAGGUAAUCCCACCUUCAUUUUCAACAUUUGAAAUGGGUUCUUUGUCCUCCCAGAGUGGAAAUAUCCUCCUGCCCCAACGGGAACACAUGCAGGACCUCACCUACAUCUGGUGACCUGAAGCACACAUUCUUUACUCCGAAGGCACUCACAUCUCUAUAUUCUGUACUCUGGAAGCACAUGUUCUCAUUUGCAACUCCCUCCCACUCCCAGAUCCUCUGGAGUACACACACCUACGUAGCAUCGCCAGCUUCAGGAUUCGGACAGCCCAGUAAGCGCCUCAGUGGAUGGUAUCUCCCUCCGCUCACACACUCAUUCCCUCAGGAGGGGAUAUAUAUGGAAUUCCCUUUGAAGAAGAGGACAGGACCUGCUUACUUGUUCAGAUGUAGGAUUCGUAAAAGAUGGCUCUCUUGCUCCACUUUGAUGGUGUUCCUGUUUCUGGCUGCUCUGUUUUGCCUGGGGACUGUUUUCUCCUACUCUUGGGGCCCCUGGAGAACGAGAUUAGGUCAUUGUACCCCAGGUUUAUGCCUAGGAUGGAGAAAGAAGCUACUGUGAAACCAUGAGAUCUUACUGCAGCACAGAGUUCACCCUGCUUAAGGCAGAAGCUUACUUAAUCCACGCUGACAUGACAACCAUUGUCUAGGACUGCUUCCUCUCCAGGUUUGCCCUGUGGCUGGCAUUCUGUCAUUGUGGAUCCUCCUGUUUACUCAUUGCUCCAGUCACCCUAUUCUCUUUCUCUUACGAUGUCUAUUGCUGCCCUACCUAGCCAACUUUACCUGACCUUGUACCUUCUUGUGAAACAGCUCCUUCCAGCUCUGUAAGAGAUUCUGGCUUUAGGACUGAACUGGAAGGGCUGUAUUGCAUACCUCCUGUGCCGCUGUCAGGCACGAAGCUGAACUCUGCAGGAAUGCCCUAGUGCAAGGCUGGGCCCUUUUCCCACUCCAUUCUCACCUCCCCCAGGCAGCUGGGAACAACCUCUCCCUUUGUCUGAGCUUCUUGUACAGAAUAAUCCCCCUUAGGGACAAUGUAUUCUCUGUGCCCUGUGGACACAGGAGCCGUGUGAGCUGAUCCCAGCACCGGGCAGGACGGAGGCUGAAUCCUUCCAAACGCCCACCCUGGGUCAAAUCCUGAUUACUAUCCAGAGAAAUGAUUAAGGGAUGUACAUUUUCUUCCAUCUGUUCCAAAUUUGGGAGGAUAGCCUAUUGAAGUUUAACAAUGGGCCAGAGACUGCGGUCCCUUUUCGGAUCACUCCUGAGAGUUCAUCAUGCCAACCCAUGGAGGCUUGAUGUCGCUCUGGCUUGAUGGCCUCAAACACGGGGAACACUCGGAAAGAAUUUGCUGCUCUUCACGUGGGGCUUUCUAGUUGAAACAGAAGGUACCCUCUCCAGCCCAUCUGAUGGGGGCCAUGGCGCCCAUCCCUUCAAUGUGUGUAUGUGUCCCACAGGACAUUCUUUUUCUCUGCCUCUCUUUUCCCCUUUAACUUCUCUCUCUCUUGUUCUUGAACUCCUGUGAGUCACUGAGGCAGAGCUAGAUCUCUAUAAUGGUCUCUACAUGAGAUCACAAGCUCUCAAGUGCCACCUACCAUUUGGACAUGGCAGCUUCCCCAAGUGCAUUAUGGACAAGACCGCGAAUAUUUUGCAGGAAACCCAGGGCCACGCAGAUGCCAUUUGGUAGGACUUGGGGCUAGAUGAUCUCUCUCAGAUAUUGGAAGAUGCUUUCUCCUAGGACCGGGACAGGAACUGUGCGAAAUGAGCCUUGACGGACGCCGAAUCCAAAACCCCUCCAGUAGUGCUCUCAGAAUGGUGUGUGCACACGAAUCCUUAGCCAGGAUGGAGGCAGUUGUGAACUUGUACCAGGAGAUGAUGAAGUAUGCAGAUCCUCGGGUCCAGGGCUACCCUCUGAUGGGGUCCCCCCUGCUAAUGACCUCCAUCCUCCUGACCUACGUGUACUUCGUUCUCUCACUUGGGCCUCGCAUCAUGGCCAAUCGGAAGCCCUUCCAGCUCCGGGGCUUCAUGAUUGUCUACAACUUCUCCCUGGUGGCGCUCUCCCUCUACAUUGUCUAUGAGUUCUUGAUGUCUGGCUGGCUGAGUACCUACACCUGGCGCUGCGAUCCUGUGGACUAUUCCAACAGCCCGGAGGCACUAAGGAUGGUUCGAGUGGCCUGGCUCUUCCUCUUCUCCAAGUUCAUCGAACUGAUGGACACGGUGAUCUUUAUCCUCCGGAAAAAAGACGGACAGGUGACCUUUCUCCAUGUCUUCCACCACUCAGUGCUUCCUUGGAGCUGGUGGUGGGGGGUAAAAAUUGCCCCAGGAGGAAUGGGCUCUUUCCACGCCAUGAUCAACUCCUCUGUGCAUGUCGUCAUGUACCUGUACUAUGGGUUGUCUGCCCUUGGCCCUGUGGCUCAGCCUUACCUGUGGUGGAAAAAGCACAUGACAGCCAUCCAGCUGAUCCAGUUCGUCCUGGUCUCCCUGCACAUCUCCCAAUACUACUUCAUGCCUAGCUGUAACUACCAGUAUCCAGUCAUUAUCCACCUCAUCUGGAUGUACGGUACCAUCUUCUUCGUGCUGUUCUCCAACUUCUGGUAUCACUCCUACACCAAAGGCAAACGGCUCCCCCGUGUACUUCAGCAAAAUGGAGCUCCAGGUACUGCCAAAGUCAAGGCCAACUGAGAAACAUGGCCUACCUAGGCGCCCACCUAAGUGCCUCAGGACUGUGCCUUCGGCAGCAUCUGACAUUUUUCUUCCCACCUAUACCCGUGACCAGGGCUUAUGUGGUCAGGACUGAGCAGGGGACAGGUCCUCCCCUCCCCACAGCUGGUACACAGGGACCACAGCUUCCGUUCCUCACCCACUUCUCCUGGCCAGCUCCAAGGAUGUGGCCUCAUUGCCCUCUGCCACUCUGGAGCUGGGGGCUUGAAAGGGCUGGAUACUUAUUUCCCCCUCCCUGCCUUAAACUUGGGAGAGGAGCACUCAGGACUGGCCCUCAACCAGGGUCUUGUGGCCUUUUUCCUCACACUGAAGAGGUCAGCAAUAAUCUGUCACUGUGGACCCAGGAUCCCUCCUCUACCCACGCUGAAGCAGAAGCUUCUUGGCCAAAGGUCAGGGUGGGUGGGGGGCCUGGGAAUACAGCCUGUGGAGGCUGCUCCCUCGCUUAUGUCUCCAUUAAAAGUGACAGAGAAAACCA